AUACCUUUACCCGAUAAUGGAAAAUGUGAAAUAGGGGACAUUUUGGUGCUGGAAGGAAGGGUGUGAAAAUACUACAAAUAACCCGGAAUAUAAGCACUUUUUUGGGGCAGUUUGGACUAACCUCCCGUGCAAUGGCUCCAUGGUUGAAAGUAGUGUAAACAUCCAUAAAUAUGGACGGGUGGAGCCCAAUCGUGGCCUCGGAUACUGAGCGCUCCAGCUCCGAGGGGGAGUACAUGCUGGAGCCCGGAGCCCAGGAUGGGAGCCUGGAGGCAGGGGAGGGAGAGAGCAUGGCCCCCUCUGGAGGAACCGCUGCUUCUGCUGCUUCUGGUUCUUCUGCUGCUGUGGGGUUCGGGAUGAGCGGCACCGGGGAGGGGAAGCUGGUUCUGGGUCGGGUCGGUCAGAGGGACGACACAGAGCUGAGGGUGCUGCACCUGCUGUGGGAGCGGGGGGGCGAGGCUCUGAGCAGCCGGGCGGGGAAGGUGAGCUGCAGGAGGAACCACAGGCUGAGCCGAAACCUGGGGCCUCUGGGGAAAGAUAUCUAUGCGGUGAAGCGACUGAGGGAAGCAGCAAACAGCAACGACAUCGACACAGUCCGGAAGCUCCUGCAGGACGACAUCGACCCGUGUGCCGCCGACGACAAAGGGAGGACGGCCCUCCAUUUCUCCUCCUGCAACGGCAACGAGAGCAUCGUGCAACUGUUGCUGAGCCACGGCGCGGACCCCAACCAGAGAGACAGUCUGGGGAACACCCCCCUGCACCUGGCGGCCUGCACCAACCACGUGCCUGUGAUCACCACGCUGCUGAGAGGAGGAGCCCGUGUGGACGCUCUGGACCGAGCCGGACGGACUCCUCUUCAUCUCGCUCGCUCCAAACUGAACAUCCUGCAGGACGGAGACUCGCGGAGCAUCGAGACCCUGAGAGGGGAGGUCACCCAGAUCAUCCAGAUGCUGAGGGAGUAUCUGAACCUGAUGGGUCAGAGCGAAGCUAAAGAGAGGCUGGAGCACAUCUCCACUCAGCUGCAGCACACGCGCACCAAAGAGCAGGUGGACGAGGUGACGGAUCUGUUGGCCAGCUUCACAUCACUCAGUCUACAGAAACAGAAUUUGGGGGAUCGGUAGAAGAUGAAGUGAGAAGAGAGUUAACGUCCAGCUGCUUUUCAACAAAGCCUCUGUUCCACGAGCCUCAACCUAAUUCUUAAUGAUGCCGGGUGUUUCUGUCAAUACUGGCUAACAUAAAGCUUCUUAUCUUCGUUAAAAUAAAGCAAAAACUCAAAUGUUAAAGCCCAGUACUGCAGUGUGGUAGAUAUCCAUUAAGCUAAUGGACAGGAAAGGGUUUCACAUAAGAUAAGAUGAGAUAAGAUAGUACUUUAUGUGUGUGUGUGUUGUGUGUGUGUGUGUGUGUGUGUGUGUGUGUGUGUG
Trematomus bernacchii (emerald rockcod) is the source of this 1418-nucleotide messenger RNA. RefSeq names its product ankyrin repeat domain 54 (gene ankrd54). NCBI's taxonomy places the organism in Eukaryota, Metazoa, Chordata, Actinopteri, Perciformes, Nototheniidae. The record is from RefSeq and is a predicted model, not a curated record. Gene Ontology annotation, molecular function: protein binding. The transcript has 9 exons. Bases 171 to 1118 code for a protein of 315 amino acids.